Prinia subflava (tawny-flanked prinia) is the source of this 3736-nucleotide messenger RNA. RefSeq names its product INSM transcriptional repressor 1 (gene INSM1). Gene Ontology annotation, cellular component: transcription repressor complex; nucleus. Gene Ontology annotation, biological process: negative regulation of transcription by RNA polymerase II; regulation of cell cycle process; neuron differentiation. Lineage: Eukaryota; Metazoa; Chordata; Aves; Passeriformes; Cisticolidae. Gene Ontology annotation, molecular function: DNA-binding transcription repressor activity, RNA polymerase II-specific; RNA polymerase II cis-regulatory region sequence-specific DNA binding. The record is from RefSeq and is a predicted model, not a curated record. Bases 1652 to 2989 code for a protein of 445 amino acids. The transcript has a single exon.
AAGGGGUCUCAGUGCGCAACCCCAGCAGUGAUGCAGGGUCUUGGGCCGCAGCCCUGGCCGUGGCAGGGGGUUUCGGUACACAGCCCUGGCAAUGAGGGAGGUCUUGGUGCACAGCUCCAGCCAUGGGCAGGGGGGUCUCGCUGUGCAGCCCCGGCAGUGACGGGGGAGCUCGGUGCAGCCCAGGCAGUGACGUAGAGGUCUCAUUGUGCACCCCCAGCAGUGGUGGGGGUUCUCGGUGUGAAACCCAGCAGUGACGGAGGGUCUCAGUGUGCAACCCCAUCGUUGAAGGGGGCUCUAGGUGUGCACGUCCGGCAGUGAAGAGGAGUCUCGGUGCGCAGUCCCGGAGGGGAGGCGGCGGCGCGUGCCCGCGGGCCCGCAGCUGUAUGCUAAUGCAUCGCGGGCCACCCGCCCGCCCCGCCCCGCCGCACGCCUGUCCCACCGUGCGGGCGGGGCAGUCCCUCGACCCCCACCGCCGCCUGGCCCGGCGCGCCGGGGGGGUGUCCGGGGGAGCAGCGGCCCCCGGCGCCCCCCCGCCUGCCGCCCUUUGUGCCGAGGGUCGCGCAGCUUUAUGCUAAUAAUGCGCACAAAGGCGCGCGCGGGGGGGCCCCGCUCGCUCGCGUGCCGCCCGCGUGCUCCGCGCCCCCCACAAAGGGCCCGGUGGGGGGCGGGGAGGGCGCUGCCCGCACGCGCCCCCGGCUCGGCGGCGGCUUCGCGCCCCCCGGUCCCGCCACCUGCGGGGCAGCCCUGCGCGCCGCCCCGCGCCUCCGCGGACAAAGGGCUGUGGGAGCGAGGCCGCGGCCCGGGGCUCUCCCCGCUGCGGCUGCACCUGCCGCCUCCUCGGGGGCUGCGGGCGCGUUUGCUUAGGCACCGACCGCGGCGUGCAAGAGCGCGGGGAGCCCAGACCCUCUGCCUGUCCCCCGCCGCACCUCGUACCCGCCGCGCAGCGUUUCGGACUGAAACUGAGAGUCACCGCUGCCGUUCCUGCCUGUUCCAGGAACCGGGCCAGACCAGUUAGGGUUAGAGUAACAGGUUCGGUUACCACCGGGCCGGGUCUGUGGCACCACCUGCCCCGACCCCGCAGCAGCGCGGAGUUGUUCGGUUAGCAGGGUUGCCGGAAUCAGCCGGGCCCCGAUGACCCGUUCGUUAUUCCUCCCGCUUGGAUAGACCCGUCGUUGGCCACCUGCUGUUGCCGCUGGGCAGCACCCCCGGCGGGCAGCCCCGCUCCCCUCUGUGCCGCCGCCGCCACAAGCGCCAAUUUCGCCUCCUCCUGCGCCGAAGUCCCCUCUCCCCGCACCCUGAUGCCGGCCGCCCCCGCAAACAGUCUGCCCGCCGAAAGCAGACGGUGCUCCGAAGCUUUCCCGGCGUGCAGCCUUGGCUGGCGGGCGGCCCGAGAGCACCGCCCGCUGCCGGCGCGGGGGGCGGCACACAAAGGCUGCGCGUGCCGGGCGGGCGGCGCGGGGCGGGCGGAGGCGGGGCCGGGCGUGUGCCGGUCUGGGCUCAGGUGCGGCCGCGCCGCCGCUGCUGAUUGGCCCGUCCCGCCGCCGCCGGCCCGAACAAUGGCCCCGGCUCGCUUAAAGGCGGUGGCGGCCGCGCCGUGGGCAGAGCGAAGAGUCUCCGUCGCGGCCGCCGCCGGCCCGGAGCCGGUGUGAAGAUGCCCCGGGGCUUCCUGGUGAAGCGCAGCCGGCGGCCCACUCCCGUGUCCUAUCGGACGCGCUGCUGCCGCGAGGCCGCCGCCGGCCCGCCGCUCCCCGCCGGCGCCGCCCCGCCGCCCGCCUGCCCCGCCGCGCCGCCGCCCCCGCCGCGGGACUCGCCGCCGCCGGUGCCGUUCGGGACGCCCGAUGCUGCCGUGCAGGCGCUGUAUAGCCCUACGAGGCCCGUUAGCAGGGACAAGUACCUGGAGCGCGGCUUUAGCUUGGGCUCGCCCGUCUCGGCUGAGUCCUUCCCCGCGCCGGCCAUUCCCGGCACCAUGGACCCCAUCCUCUUCGCCCCGGCUGACCUCAAGCUCUGGGCCGCUGCUGGCCACGCCGAGCCGCCUGCCGCCCAUCCCGGCCCCGGUGGAGCCCCCGCGCCGCCCGCCCCGGCCGCGCCGCCCAUCUCGGGCCGCCCGCUGCCCGCCAAGCGCCCGCCGGGCGCGUCCGAACCCGGACGGCAGAAGGCCCCGUCGGGCAAGAAGACAAAGGCGAUCCGCAAGCUGACCUUCGAGGAUGAAGUGACCACCUCGCCCGUGCUGGGGCUGCGCAUCAAGGAGGGCCCGGUGGAGGCGCCGACCAAGGCACGGAGCGGCUGCGCCCGUCCGCUAGGCGAGUUCAUCUGCCAGCUCUGCAAGGAGGAGUACGGGGACCCCUUCGCGCUAGCGCAGCACCGCUGCUCCCGCAUCGUCCGGGUGGAGUACCGCUGCCCUGAGUGCGACAAAGUCUUCUCCUGCCCUGCCAACCUCGCCUCCCAUCGCCGCUGGCACAAACCACGUCCGCCCGCCACCAAGAGCGGCCCCGAGGCGGGCCGAGCACCGGCUGCGGGGCCGGGCCCGGUGGAGGAGACGGCGAAGGAGGCGAGCGGCGGCAGUGGCAGCGAGCGGGACACACCGAGCCCUAGCGGGGCCUCAGAAGCGGGCUCUGAGGAAGGGCUCUUCGAGUGUCCCCGGUGCGCCAAGCGGUUCCGCCGGCAAGCCUACCUGCGCAAGCACCUGCUAGGGCACGCCGCACCGGCACCCACGCAAGCCCCAGCACUCGCACCGGCCCCGGAGCCUAGCACCGAGGAGCUGCCUGCCACCGAGUGCCGCCUCUGCCCCGUCUGCGGGGAGACCUUCCCCAGCAAGAGCAGCCAGGAGAGGCACCUGCGCCUCCUGCACGCCGCCCAGGUCUUCCCCUGCAAGUACUGCCCGGCCACCUUCUACAGCUCUCCCGGCCUCACCCGGCACAUCAACAAGUGCCAUCCCUCGGAGAACCGGCAGGUCAUCCUGCUUCAGGUGCCACUGCGCCCCGCCUGCUGAGCCGGCCCGUGCCUUCCCUGCCGCCCCGCGCUGCUCCCCUGGGGCCGCCACACGAUUAGCUUUAAUACGGCUUGUGACCUGCUGGAAUCUGGCUUUACACUUACCUUCCCGGGGUCUCUCUCUCGCUCUUUUUUUCUUUUUUUUCUUUUUUUUUCUUUUUCUUUUUUUUUUUAAUUUUUGCUCCUUUGUUCUGUUUUUUUAUCGAUGUGAACAGAUCAAACUGCUCAAGAGAAACGAGUGUUUCCUUUAGUGUAAUCACAAAUGCCUUGACUCUGCUGUUGAUGGUCUCCAGAAAAUGCUGUAGAAACUGCCUUAACUGUGACAUGCCAACUUUCUGGUUCUGUUUGUUUUGCCCUUAUGGUAGCUCAUGCAUUGUCUAUCUGUAUAUGUUGGUUUGAGUAAUUAUGUUAUUUAUUCAUUAUUUAUUUAUAUGAAUUAUGAAGAUUGAUAUUAUUUGAUUGCAGCUAUUCUAAUGUGCUUUUUUGUCUCCCUGCCUGCCAUUUCACUGUGCAUUUUAGAAGAUCUUUUUUCUUAAGGGAUCUGCUAAAAAGGUUUUAACUUUUAUACCUAGAAUAACACAUGAUCUUAACCAUUUUAUCCCGUGCAACCAACAGCUCUUACUUUUAGAUGCAAUCUCUUUUUCUACACACAUUAUUUUCUUAACUGUUAGCUAUUUAUAGAAUGCUUCAAUAGAACUGUUUCAACUGUAUAAUUAUUUACUAUUCAAAUAAAAUAUUUUCAAAUUCA